UCCGCCGCUGCAGGGGCCACCGCGGGGAUGCCGAGCGCAGGCACCGCUGCUCUCCGCGCGCUGCUCAGCUGAAGGCGCACAGGACUCAAUCACUGCAGGUGUCCACGCGGCCAUUUUAUGUGCACGUUUCUCUUCCACUAUGAGAAGACCAGUUGUAUUACACAUGUGCCUGGCGCUCUGUAGCCUUCUGCUUCUUGACUGUGCCACACAGUGCUUGGCCUUCCCCCAAAUGGAGAGAAGGGAGAUCGCACAUGUUCAGGAGACAACAGGGCAGCCCGAGAGCAUAAGCAUGGAUUACCUAGAAAAUAACUCCAUUACUUCAAAGGACACGCCCCAACCGGUGGUCUCUGAAGAUCCAAUGGGAGUGUUAGCGGGACCCUCAGCAAUGCCAUUAAAUAAAGUAUUUCCUAUUAACAAAGAAACUCAUUCUAUGGGAGCUGGGCUCAUGCAGCCUAAUAGCCCCGGCCUUGACACUGCGACUGAGCCAGUGGGCCGAGCGGGGGAUGACAUGUUUGGUUCCAGCCACCCAGACAGACAGUCUCCUGAAAGCCUGCUUUCCAAGGCCAUGGUGACCAACCCUAUCACAGCAGCUGCUUCUUGGAAUAUUGAUGAGGGGGAACCCUUUAGUAGUACCAACACUCAGCCCAUUGUGGACGGGACCACAGAAACCACACAAGGUUUUCUAAAGUAUGUGGAUAAUGAGUUGUUCACAACUGAAAGUCAAGGAGGCGUUAGUCUGGGACAUUCGCCUUCAUCCUAUGUGGAUGCUAACAAAAUACUAACCACCGAUCCAAGGACUGAGGAAUUUGAAGCAGACACAGAUCGUAGGACGACUUCCUUUCCUGCUGUUGAGCCCAUAGUGGGCACCGAGCCUGGAAGCCUCGUGUCUGGUAGGGAGAAGCCUUUGCAGAUGACGGCGGACAAUACCCAGGCGACGGCCCCCAAGCAUGGGCUUGCAACCUCGGUGGACGGCCUGGAUGCUGAGCCAGAGACUGACAGCCUGAUGGGAGUGCCACAAGUCACAGCGAGCAUCAGCACAGCCGGUCCAGAUGCGUCUGUUGUAAGCGAUGAGUGGGAUGACACCAAAUUAGAGAGUGUAAAUCAGAUAAAGACCCCAGAGCUUGGGGACAAUACAGAGACUCAGAUGAGAAUGGAAACAUCUGCGACAGCCCAAGUAACCGAUAGCAGUGUGGAAGGUAUGGACGGGGACGGACCUUUGUUGACAGAGGCUGCACAUAUGGGCCUGGAGCUGCCUGAAGGGGAAACACACACGGAGACAGCCCUGCUAAUAGCACGUGGGGAUGGGCGAUCAUCUGCCUUCACCGAUCAGAUUUCCUUCACUCCUACAAGUCUGACGGAGGAUAUGGAAGUCUCUAUUGUAAACAUGUUGCAAGAUACUGCAGACUCCGUGGAAUCCACUAAGGAAAAUAAUGCCAUGUUUUCCUUAGAGACCACUGUUCCCAUCUCAGAAUAUGAGUCUGAGGCUCAUCAACCCCUGAGAAAUACACUUAAAGACACCAUCAGUCAAGAGAUGAGGACAGCUGCUCCAGAGGCAGAAGCCACUGUAUCACUGGUGACCCCGGAGCUGCAGGUUUCUCCCCUCCCAGUGAGCAGAGCGAAUGGCGAGGCGGAGGAAGGAAAAGAGCCCCCCGCGGCCACGUCGGCCUCCGGUGCCACUCAGCUGUCGAGAAGACAGGAGCCCCUGGCCACUCCAGUCUCCACGACAGCUGUGCCUCUGUCUUUCGAAGUCACUCCCACUGUGGAAGACCUAAUGGACACAGUCACAGGGCCAAAGGAGUUAUUCACACCAGUUUUGGGCUCUCCAGUGACACCCCCUGGAAUAACGGAGGAGGCACCCAGCAUUUCCCCAGCGCUUUCUGAUUCUGAGGCAUCCUCUGUGAGAACCCUUGCUCCAUCCAUUAGCCGUGUAAACACAGCUGCCUCAUAUGGCCUGGACCAACUUGAAUCUGAAGAGGGAGAAGAAGAUGAGGACGAAGAAGACGAGGAAGAGGAAGACGAGGAAGAGGAAGAUGAGGAGGAAGACGAAGAAGAUAAAGAUGCAGACUCCCUGGACGAGAGCUUGGAUGGAGACGCUGAGCUGCGUGGGUUUACCCUCCCUGGCGUCACAUCCCAGGAACCUGGCUUAGAGCAGGAAAACGUGGACCUUCUGGAGGGAGCCACCUACCAGGUGCCAGAUGCCAUGGAGUGGGAGCAGCAGAAUCAGGGCCUGGUGAGAAGCUGGAUGGAAAAACUAAAAGACAAGGCUGGCUACAUGUCUGGGAUGCUGGCGCCCGUAGGGGUGGGGAUCGCGGGGGCCCUGUUCAUCCUGGGAGCGUUCUACAGCAUUAAGGUGAUGAAUCGCAGAAGGAGAAACGGCUUCAAAAGGCACAAAAGAAAGCAGAGAGAAUUCAACAGCAUGCAAGAUCGAGUAAUGCUCCUAGCUGACAGCUCCGAAGAUGAGUUUUGAAUUGGACUGGAAUUUAAUUGGGAUAGUCAACCACGUUAUUAUUUUAUUUUUUAUUUGGGGGCAAAACAAAGAACAACAUUCGCCACAUGGCUGCAGUCAGGCACCAGUCUCAUUAACUUCGGGGUAGUAGGUUUUUCUUGCACUGAGCGGGAAAGGCAUGCUGUAUACUAAAUGUGAUAUGCAGUGUUGGUUUUAAUUCUGUAGUGAAUUUUCCACAACCACGAGCUACAACUCAUACAUAUGCAGCACACAUGUUGUUCUCUAGGAGUUGCUAGGUUAGGUAGAGUAAAUAUUUUGUGUUUUUCCACAGUGUCUUUUCGUUGGUUUGGAUUACCUGCACUAAGUAUAACAGUUAUUGCUACCAAGGCAUGCUUAACUCUGAACAAAGAAUAGCUUGUGAUGACUGCAUUCUACCUACUUGAAACCACAGGCCUGUGGGCCAAGAUACAUAUCCCAUUUGCAUCCAAACUAGCAGCAACUUGGAAUGAAAUCUUUUGUCAAGAAAAUCUUUCAGCACAUGAAGAUUAUAUGUAGAUUUGUAUGUAUCUUGCAUUAUGUAUUUCAGUCUCCCAGUUUUAUCCUUUUUCUCUUUCUGAUUUAUUCUUAUUCUUGGCAAGGA
Messenger RNA from Molossus molossus (Pallas's mastiff bat), 3086 nucleotides. RefSeq names its product armadillo like helical domain containing 4 (gene ARMH4). Bases 140 to 2467 code for a protein of 775 amino acids. The record is from RefSeq and is a predicted model, not a curated record. The transcript is spliced from 8 exons. Lineage: Eukaryota; Metazoa; Chordata; Mammalia; Chiroptera; Molossidae.